Messenger RNA from Trifolium pratense (red clover), 1822 nucleotides. RefSeq lists its product as uncharacterized. Lineage: Eukaryota; Viridiplantae; Streptophyta; Magnoliopsida; Fabales; Fabaceae. Bases 198 to 1370 code for a protein of 390 amino acids. The record is from RefSeq and is a predicted model, not a curated record. Gene Ontology annotation, molecular function: epoxide hydrolase activity. The transcript is spliced from 13 exons.
UAUUAAGGCUAGAACUUAGUUUAGAGACCAGAGAAUCCCUAUCCAUUCCUAUAUGGACAAAACAUGUUUCUUUUUCUAAGCUGCCAUCAAAACUAGUACCAACACUCUUUCUGUUCUGUUAACUGUUAACAGUUAUAAGCUACUUUUCCCUCUUCACAGUCCAACCAAAGAAAACCAACCACCACUUCAUUCUUGCAAUGACCAUUCAAGCCUUUCAUGCUUCUUCUUCUUGUUACUUAAAUUCCCACCUUCAUUCUUGUUCCAAAAAGCAUUUACCUUCAAGGAAGUAUCUGAAGUUGAAGUGUAGUACUUCUUCAAAUGGCAACAAUGGAAAAAGAGACAAAGAUGAUUAUCUUCUGGAUGCUCCUGUUUCUGUUGGUGAUGGUUUCUCUUUCAGUGGAGGAAAAUAUUCAGAUGGACCAAAUCCAAGUGAUGAAUGGUUUAAGCAAGGGAAAAUGGUUAAAGCCUAUUCAACUCCUGGAACUGGUGAAAAGGCGAAAGAUCCAAUUUUCGGGCUAACAAUGGGCACUAGUUCACAAGCUACCGAAGAUCGUUUCAGAUGGUUUUGUGUCGAAAAAGGAAAUGCUGAAAAUCCUUCAGUCAUAUUAAUCCAUGGUUUCCCUUCACAGGCAUAUUCUUAUCGCAAAGUUCUUCCGGUACUCUCCAAGGACUAUCAUACCAUAACAUUUGAUUGGCUAGGAUUUGGAUUUUCUGAUAAGCCUCAACCCAAAUAUGGAUUUGACUACACCCUUGACGAAUAUGUGUCAUCAUUGGAGUCACUUAUUGAUGAACUUGCUGUUACUAAAGUCUCACUUGUUGUCCAGGGAUAUUUUUCACCAGUUGUAGUUAAGUAUGCCAGCAUUCACCCGGAGAAGAUUAACAACUUAAUACUCAUUAAUCCACCUUUAACAGCUCAACAUGCCAAGCUUCCAUCAACAUUGUCCAUAUUCAGCAAUUUUCUGCUAGGUGAAAUAUUUUCACAGGAUCCAUUAAGGGCCAGUGAUAAAGCCCUAACAAGCUGUGGACCCUACAAAAUGAAAGAAGAAGAUGCAAUGGUUUAUAGAAGACCUUAUCUCACAUCUGGCUCUUCAGGCUUUGCAUUGAAUGCAAUUGCCAGGACCAUGAAAAAAGACCUCAAGAGGUAUGUGGAGGAUAUGCAGAGAAUACUAAAUGACAAAAGUUGGAACGUUGGAACCACGAUAUGUUGGGGCCAGAGAGAUCGAUGGUUGAGUUAUGAUGGAGUGGAAGAUUUCUGCAAAGGUUCAAAUCAUAAACUUAUUGAAGUUCCAAGGGCUGGACAUCAUGCACAGGAAGAUUGCGGCGAAGAGCUUGGACAACUUAUUUAUGGAAUAAUAAGGAAAAAGAACUAAACAUGAAGACAUCAUAUAAAUUUGUAUCGACAAAUGUGUGAUCGCGAAAAUGCAUAUAUAUAUUUAAACAAUAAUUUUGGAUUUAGAAGAUAAAACAUCAUUUAAGUAUAUAGUUUUAUUUCUCUCCACAUAAUAGAAGAUAAAACAUCAUUUAAGGCAAGAAACACUUGGAAUAGUAUUUCUAGCUGAUCCAUGAGCAUUUAUACAAAAAGAUGAAGUCUUCUUUCCUGGUUGAGCGGAGACAAUGUUAUUUUGAUCAAAUAGAAGGCCAAAACAACCAGCAGGACUACAUUUUAAAGCAAUAGCUACAUCGCUAGCAGAAGUUCCGGUAAAUCCUCGAUAUGUCACAUCACUUACAGACACAUCUGUUUCCUAAUAAUUUCAAAAAAAAAAAAAUGUAUUUAACUAUAAUACAUUAAUUGUUGAAAUGAUAUGAUAAAAAUGAAUAAUAA